Molecule: messenger RNA, 1551 nt
Organism: Cladophialophora yegresii CBS 114405
Lineage: Eukaryota; Fungi; Ascomycota; Eurotiomycetes; Chaetothyriales; Herpotrichiellaceae
Exons: 2
Coding region: 1-1551 (516 amino acids)
Source: RefSeq, a predicted model, not a curated record
AUGCCGUCAGAUCUGCCGCACCUUGACCUUCAACAACAAGAUCGUCAUCAUCCUCUUCCUCACCUUCCUCUACAACAAGGUCUUUCCAACACCGACGCCUUCCGGGGUGAACUUCAUCACCUUGACAUCACUGCCCAAUCUCUCCGCGCUGAGAAAGCCGCCCUUUUGAGAAAACUGCAGGCCGUUCGUGAGAAGAUCUUCGCCAACGACAACCACAUCCGCCACACCAUGGAGAACCUCAGCAGCGAGCUCUUCCGCAGCCAGCGCGUUGAGCGCCAGUCAGAGUUUCAAACUAGCAUGCUCAACAAUGACCACUUCAUCGAAGCCAUGUACUAUCAGAUGCAGGCCCAGCCGCAGUUGCUCAAAGCCGUCCAUGCCGUCACCAAAGAGGAAGGCACCCUUCAAGACAACAAUCUCAUUGCAGCGGCCAUCAUGACCGAGCUGACGGGCAACACUUUCCAAUUCGGCCACGAUGUCGCAGCUCGAGUCACCGAGUUCGAAAAGGCAAAGAACGAAUCUCUUGCAGCCAUGGGUGAACCUCUCUUUGAUGGUACUAACGCCUUUGUCGAUCCCACCUUAGCGAUCACUGAUCCUGCCCUGGACGAUGGAGCUGCUCAGUCAGCGCGAGAUCCGUCCGUUCUCCCAUUAGAAGAAGCUAGAGAUGCGUCCAUCGCCGCUUUGGUGUCCCCUUCUGUCAAGUCCGAGGCUGCUUCCAUCGCCACCCCUCUCAAUGUCUCCAACGGUUUCCCCGAUCUGACCGCAGCUGCGUUGACCAAUACGCCUGGCAAUAUCGCUUCGUCAAUCGAGACGACUCCGAUUCGCCGUGAGCCACGAGCCAGUGUUGUCGCGCAUGGGAUGACAAAUCUUCAGAAGAGCUUCCCUGGUCUCCUGGAAUCCAUAGCCCCUGCCGCCUCACCUCCUCAUCCGAAACCCGCUGUUGCCGCCGUGGCUGGGAGGCGUGGAAGAGACUCUGUCGAACUGAACGACAGCCCAAGCCCAAAUCAUGUCCGAGUGGCCAAGAAACUCAAGACCGACAAGGAACCAGCUAUUUCCCACACCUUCAUCAAUUAUAUGAAGCACCUCGAACAACUCCACCGAGCCGGAAAAUCGAUCUCCAGCAACAUUCGCUGCUCUCGUUGCCAACAGAUCAAGCGCGAUGUUCGUGUCCUGAACUGCCUGCACUUGUACUGCCACCGCUGCGUCCUCCAGCUCAGAGGUCAGGCCCAGCACGGCAACGCCACCACUGGCUUCCAGUCGACCUGUGUCAAGCCCGGGUGCAACCAGGUCGUGAGUGGCAAGACCACCGUCAUUGACAGCGAGAUUGUCGACUUCCUCCAGUGGUACGAUCAGCAGUCUCCCGUGAUCACUUCCAAGGUCUGUCAGCUCCAUGUGCUCAACACCGCUUCUGCUAGAUAUCCCGAAGAUAAUGGGGUCAAGGCCAAGCUACAGCAGGUGCAGGGCCAAAUCCGUGCCGCGCACCAUGCUGCCGUCGGGGAUCAACCGGUCGACUUGAUGGUGAUUGCAAAGUUGUGCCGCAAGCCAUACUUGUGA